UUUUGUUUUCACACGUGUUUACCCGCGAAGUAGUAGAACUUGUGUGAAUAUAGGAAUGUAUGAAUUUAAGUAAAUAGGAAAUAUGCUGCUGUAAAUCGGUGAAAACUCCGAAUGUGUAUGUUAGAAUAUUUUUUACCGAACGCACUUGACAUUCAAUAUUUGUGAAUUAUUUGUUUUCGAAGUUACCGGUAAACUUGUUCGGGCAACAACCCGGCGAGAACCGUUAUUCCGUGUGUGUUACAGUUCCUCGCUCGAGUUUCAUCGAGUAGUUUUGUUAUGGAGCCUUCGGUAGAUGUAGCGCAGCUUGUAGGUAGUAAUGGUUUCGACAGUGCAGAUACAAGUAGCGGUGCAAUUGGAAAUGAGUGCGUGAAAGUGUUAAACGAAGUACAGGUAGCUGUUGAAACAGAAAACCAGGAAAAUCAGUGCCAAAUGAAACCUGUUCCUCUUGAAAUUGCAACUGACAACGAAGGAAAAGUGGAAGUGAGUGAUGAUAUACGUGGAAACGACGGCGAAAUUACCAGUUUUCCCACCAAAGAUACAAAUGAGGUGAAAACACAGAAUGCAGAAAAGUCUACUAUCGAAGUUCUUAUGAAGGAAGAUGAAGUGUCCACUGUUAGAGAAGAGGCGGGGAAAAAUGAGAUGAUAAGUGCUGCACUGAAAAAAGAGGAGACAUCCACUGUUGAAGAUGUAGCUGAAAGAAACGAGACAUCCAGUGUUAAAGAUGUAGUGGAAAAAAAUGAAGCAUCCACAACUGGAGUUGUAGUGGAAGAAAACAAAGCACCAACUGUUGAUGAUGGGCUCAGUACAAAUGAGACAGCGACUGCUAAAGAUUUUGGUGGAAAAGAGGAGGCAGCAAAUAUUGAAGGUGUGCUGGGAAAGGAUGAAGGAGAAGGUGAAGUUUCUCCAUGCUCCCAGGAGGAUAUGUUUGCUUCAGAACCACCAAGCCCUGGCAUCAUUCCCUGCAGCAUAGGGAAUACUGUACCUACAGAAGUUACUGAAGAAUGUACUAAAGAUGAAAAAAUGGAAGUGGAUAACAUGGCAGAUUUGGUAGGAGAGGGACGUGCAUCUAAGCGACAGCAUGUGGAAUCAGAUGAUGACUGCACAGAAAUGAAGAAAAGUUCAGAUGCAGAAGGAAAUCUCCCAAAGAGGGCACGACACAGUGUAGAGAUUGUAUUUGAAUGCCCAAAAUCACAGGAGGCACAAGAUCUACCAGUGUCAUCCUCUAUGAACCGUUCAGAAGAACUUGAUCUUACUGGGGGAACAGAAGAAUCAAUUCAUUUACAUUACUCACCAUCUCCUGAAUAUGAUAUUCCAGAAACUCAGUUCGAGCCAGAUCUAAAUCCACGAGCACCGUCUUUAACAACUGUUGUUAUAGGAUCCGAUGAUGAGGAUGCAGAAACUACUGACAAACCAGUUGCCACUGCACCCGUUACAGAAUGUGCAACAUCAUGUUUGGCUGUGAACACUGGAAAUGAAGACACUCUGGAUGCAUCAGUUCACAAAUCCCAAGGACCUGAUAAUAAUGACAACUCUCGUACUGAAACAUGCGCAGUUGUUGACCCUAAAGCACCUUCAGACGUAGAGGCACCUGUACACAGAUGUCCAUCUCCACCAAAGGAGACGACCCUGCUGGCAAAAGAUGAUGGACGUACUUCUUUGCCUCACCGUAGUUCAUCACCAAGCCAGCAGAAGUCAACACAGUGCUUUCGAGCACCUACACAAGAAAUAUCAUCUAAUACUGACCGUGUGGUGGAGGUGACUAAAGAUGUACUGCUUCAUGCACAAGUAGUUCUGCAUUACAGAGAAGCAUCCAAAGAAGUCAUCUUUUAUGAACUCACACAGUGUGAUGUUGCUGAGGGAAUGACUCAUUCGACAACAACAGAAACCUCUUCAGGCACACCAAUGCUUGAUUCUAAAAAUACUUCUCCAGGAAGUGUUACAAGUGUCGGUCCUUUUCCACUGGCAUUGCGUGCAUCAACAACAUCGAGCAGUUCAUCCUCCUCAUUGACCAGUGCUGCUCAUUUGGCACUAUCAAAUGCAAGCAAACGACUGCGCACUGGUGUGGAAGUAUUGAACCUAGACUUAGUGGCUUCUGCUAUUCGGAAAAUUGGUCCUGAACAGUUACCAGUUCCAUCGGCAGUGUUUGCUGGCCAUAGAUUGCGAACAACUGCACCACCUUCCACUUCAAAUAAAACAACUGACACUGCAGAUGAUCUCAAGAAAGAGGACGUAGAUACCAAAGAGACUGUUGGCACUGAUCGCACUGUCACCACACCUCUCACUUCAGAAAAAAAUCAACGAAAUACAACACGAAAACGAGGCAGAGCUCGUGGAGGAAGCAGCCGGGGCCGUUCGAGUGCUCGGGGUCAGGCUCGCACUCAGCCAUCUCCUCUACCAUCAGAACCUUUAACAUGGGGUACAGAAGAUGCCUCUCGCUUUAAGGGCAUGCUUCAUCCAGGUGUUAGUGCCUUCGCUCGAUGGACUGAUAAAAGGUACUACUCUGCAAAGUUGUCAGAGAAACAACGAGAUGGCCGGUGGCUAGUAGCGUUUGAUGAUGGUUCAGUCAAAACAGUUAAAGAGGAUUUUGUGAUUCCUGUAGAAACACUAACCAAGGGAACACUUGUUUAUGCUACACUACCUGAUGGGUCAUGUGCAGAUGGGAUUGUUUCAGCCUUGUUUGUUCAGGAUAAUGAAGAACAGUAUGGCGUCGAGUUAGAUGAUAGGGAAGUAAUUGUGCCACGACGUGACAUUUUUCUUACUGAGGAUCAAGCACGAUUGUUGCUUGAAGGAGCCACUGUGACGUUGCCUGCACCGAGCACACCGGGUCGUUUGGCUGAUGUUGAUUUGAACAACGUAGUGGCAGGAAAGCGCCUUCGUACACCAACUCAUGCUGCUUCGGGACCUGCGACACCUCGUACCCCAGGGCCAAGUGGGAAUGCAUGUCCCAAUAAGGUAUCUCGAUCAUCAUCACCUAGUGACCGUGGAUCGGUGUCAGGUGCAACAACGGAUGAUGCAGUUUCAGUUGUUGGUGUGGAACCUGAAGGUGAAGGAUGCAAGCUUGUGCCUGUAGCCACAAGUAGCUCCCGUGGGAAGGGGAAAGUUUCUGCCAAAGGCAAAGGAAAGGCGUUAUUUGCUACCACUAACAUUUUAAAAGAGUCUACUGAGCUUGAUGAAACCCUGGGUCCAAUUCCACCCAAAGAUAGCAAAAUUUUUGAAGGGAUGAUUUUUUUGCUGACAUCAGUAGAUUUUGAGCCCAACAAAAGCUACGAAAAGGUGCAUGAAAUCUGUUCGGAUUCAGAAGGUGAGCGAGAAUUCAGCAGUUAUCGUUUCGUCAAAGACCGCUUGAGAAUGCAGUUGGAAGCUGGAGGUGGCACUGUGCUGGAGUCCUUGGAUGAUGUUCCUGAGGACCGCUUGCGUGAUACUAUUCUUAUUGCUAAUCGACCUUGCCUAACUGCAAAGUAUAUAUGUUGCCUAGCCAAAGCAGUGAAGAUUAUUAAUCAUGAAUUUGUCAUCCAAAGAACAAAGGGUGAUAUGUGUUCACCAAAUGCUUAUGGCCUACCACUGGGCUGGUCACUUUUAGAUGAACGCUAUGUAGGAAAUGGUAUUGAUCUUGGUGCAGUUCAGAGGACACGUAAAGGUGGUUCCCGACAGUUAUUGAGCCGGAAAAAGCUAGUCUUAGUUCAUGAAACUCCACAAUUUCUUGCCUUUUGGCAAAAAGUUCUUAAUGAUCUAGGGGCCAAGACAACCACUUACUCACCUAAUGAUGCUACAAAAGCAGAUGCAGAACUGAAAAGUUCAGAUGCUAUUAUCUCAGAUGCGUCAUGUCCACCACAGAUCCAGGAAAGAGCACGUGAAUGGCAUAAACCUCUUAUUUCUACAACGUGGAUCACACAGUGCCUCAUCAAUAGGGAAGUUUUAGCAUUUGAUGCCCUUCCUAACUUCAAAUAUGAUUUUUCUGAUUGAGUUGUAUCAUUAAUUUGAAUUGAUUCAUUUUUACACGAACAUUAGUGCAGUUUUGUUUGUUUUCAGUGUACCUGUAUUUGUAUACAUGACAGCUUGUUACUAUGAAAGGAAGAGGCCCAUUUUUUGUACAUUUGUUGUAUGUGUGUUUCUUUUGAUAUGUGUAAUGCAAGACUGAUUUGAGAUCUGAACUUAUUGCAGACCAUAAAUUCAUUUCAGGACUUGUUUUUGUCUUUUUAGUUUAUUUAUAGAAUCGUAGUACUAUUCGUUCACUGUGAGUAUGUAAAUGAAUGUAUAUUCAUUGUGUUACUGUUGUGGGCUUUUGCUGUAAAGUCUUAUCAGUGUUCUUUUAUACUAAUUUUAUGCUUAUAUUGCAUGGAAGAUGAGCAAUGAAAAUAAUGUUCAUAUUCGUAUGAACUUUUAUAUAUUGACUGUUAUAUUUUGUAAGUGUAUGUCAUGAAAAAGAUGAGGAUUCAGAUCACAGUAUUAGUUGUUUUAAGUUACCAGUGUUUGCUGUGAAUAGUCAUGGAAAAAAUAUACUUCUUUUGAAAGUGA
Messenger RNA from Schistocerca serialis cubense, 4515 nucleotides. Its product is annotated as TP53-binding protein 1-like. Lineage: Eukaryota; Metazoa; Arthropoda; Insecta; Orthoptera; Acrididae. Bases 277 to 3963 code for a protein of 1228 amino acids. The record is from RefSeq and is a predicted model, not a curated record. Gene Ontology annotation, molecular function: histone binding. Gene Ontology annotation, biological process: positive regulation of transcription by RNA polymerase II; DNA damage checkpoint signaling. Gene Ontology annotation, cellular component: nucleus. The transcript has 21 exons.